CCUUACAUAUCUUCCCCCUGAGGACGUGGAAAACAGAGGCAAAGGUAGCCCAAAAGAUGAAGAUAAGCUGGUCUGCGUAUGACACCUUUGAGGCUAAUUUCAAACCUUUGGUGGUCAUCGAGCUUGCAGAAAACACCAAAGAUGAAACCAAAGAAUGGUUGACACAAAAGAUUGUGGAGAAGAAGAAAAAUGGAGGAGCCCAACUUCUAAUUAAACCUUUGGUGGAAGAUGGGAAAAAAAUAGAUGGGAACCAGAACAUAUAUCUUGUCGGGGCAUCUCACUUGAGGCUACUUCUGGGAGCUGAAACAGUGGGACUGGUGAAAGAAUGUAACGAUCAUACAAUGAGAGCCUUUACAUACAGCAGUAGAAAAACUUUCAAGAAUUUUGCAGAGGACAAUCAUGAUUUCCUCACAAUGACAGAGUGUCAGUACAUCAUCAAACAUGAACUUGAAAACCUGAGAGCCAAAGCCGAAAAAAUGAUCCCUGGCUACCCACAGGCAAAGCUUUAUCCUGGAAAAUCAAUUAUGCGAAGGCUUCUAACCAAUGGUAUCUUAGUUCAUAUGUUUCCACUUCAUGACACAGAAGAAUUAAAGAAACUCGGGCACACAUGGUAUGGCCAGCUAAAAAUCAGUUACCAGCCUUUAGAUGAAAUUCGCAACUAUUUUGGUGAAACAAUAUCUUUCUAUUUUGCCUUUUUGGAGUAUUUCACAUUUGCUUUGAUUCCAAUGGCCGUUAUUGGGAUUCCUUAUUAUUUCUUUGCAUGGGAAGAUUAUGACAAGUACGUGAUUUUUGCAACCUUCAAUCUGCUUUGGUCUACGGUUAUCCUUGAAGUUUGGAAGCGUUGCUGUGCUGUGAUGGCCUACAAGUGGGGGACAUUGUUGAUGAAACGACAGUUUGAAGAACCAAGGCCAGGGUUUCACGGGGUUCUAGGCAUCAACCCUGUGACUGGGAGAGAGGAGCCCGUGUACUCCAGCUUCAAAAGACAGUUACGAAUUUAUUUAGUUUCCUUACCAUUUGUGUGCCUUUGCCUCUACAUCUCGCUGUACGUCAUGAUGAUUUACUUUGACUUGGAAAACCAAGCAUAUUUAUAUCAUGAAGCGAACCAAUCCGAUUUAAGCAACUUGCUGUUAUAUGUGCCUAGCAUAAUUUAUGCUGUUGUGAUUGAAGUUCUAAAUCGCAUCUAUCAAUAUGCUGCAGAGUUCUUAACCUCAUGGGAAAACCAUAGAUUGGAAUCUUCAUAUCAGAAUCACCUAGUUCUGAAAGUCUUGGUGUUCAACUUUUUUAACUGUUUUGCCUCUUUAUUCUACAUCGCUUUUGUCAUGUUUGAUAUGAAACUUUUGAGGCAGAGCUUGGCAACUUUGCUGAUAACUUCACAAAUCCUUAAUCAGUGUGUAGAAGCCAUACUCCCUUACUGUCUCCAAAAGAGACGGCACAAGAGGGUUAAAAAAAGAGUGAAGUCAUUACAAAUAGAUACCGACUUGUCUGUAUUUGAGCAAGUUAAUCUGGAAAAAGAAAUGGAUACCUACUUGGGUACUUUUGAUGACUAUUUGGAGCUAUUUUUGCAGUUUGGCUACGUGAGUCUUUUUUCGUGUGUCUACCCUUUAGCAGCUGUUUUUGCAGUGUUAAACAACAUCACAGAGAUGUAUUCUGAUGCCUUAAAAAUGUGCAGCAUCUUUAAACGACCAUUUUCAGAACCCACAGCAAGUAUUGGCGUAUGGCAGCUUGCUUUUGAAACAAUGUCUAUUAUAUCGGUCGUUACCAAUUGUGUCCUGAUUGGCAUGUCGCCCCAAGUAAAUGCACUUUUUCCGGACUCAAAAACAGAACUUAUCCUGAUCGUGGUGUUGGCAGAGCAUUUAAUCCUGGCAAUAAAGUUUCUUAUGGCAUUUGCAAUCCCUGACAAGCCGGAAGAUAUUCGGAUAAAACUAGGAAGGCUAGAAUUUGAAUCGCUGGAGGCACUCAAGCAGCAGCAAAUGAAGCUGGCAACAGAGUCCCUGAAAGAAGAAAAACCCUAAGAUGAUAUACUAAGCAUCUGUUGAUGAAUAACCACAGAUUUUCAGAUAAAGUAAUGCAGAAAAGGAAAAAUGCCACUGAUGUGCAAGCCAGCUUUGAAAGGAACAAGAAUUGUGAUCAAGCAAGCAGUGUGCUACCAGGAUGUCACCAAGCAUGGAUUUUGUAGUUUGUCUUAUUUUCACAACACUCUCUUAACGAAUGAUCAAGACAUGUUUCAAAUUUCCGUUUAUUUGUGAGAUAAUAUUAAUGGGUAAUGCAUUUCCCAUCGGCUUUUGCAAUAAAAUUUUACUUUGUAUGUUUUUUUUUACCCAUUAUGACAUAAGAUACUGCAUUAUGGACAAGGACUUAAAACCACAAUAAAUCAGUAAUGUAACAGUAGCGAUAUUAGAGUGUAUAAAGUUGACAUGGAAGUAAUUUAUGCACCAAUAAAGAGGUCAGUUUUAUUAAUUGGAUUUUUUUCAUUUGUCACACACAAUGAAUGUUUUUACAAUGAAGAAAGCCUAACGAUUGCUGGAAGCAACUGACUAAGAUCAACUGAUAUUUUUGUACCCACCAUACCAUGUAUAGCUUCUUGCUCUUGGCCUCUGUUCUGCUUAAUUUCACUGCUAUUUGUAAAAUUCUGUGUCAAGAUUGUCACAUCUUAAAUACAGGUAAGUUGCUAGAAGUACAUUAUAUACACAUACAGAAAAAUACAAGACUAGUUGCUUUCCACAAUAUUUAAUUUAUAUGCUACAGUAACUAUAUGCAACUUGUAAAGACAGCUUUAAGGGGUACAAGAAACUGUUACUUGCUCUAUAAUAGUUUGGUCCAAUAUAUUUUAAUGUAGUGGUUAUUUGCUCCCUCCUUUAACAUGACAACGUAAUACAACAUACAACACAUGCACAAUCAUUCACCUGUGAACAAAUGAAUAAAAAGACACUCAAGAUAACCUGUACACCCAGAGGUUCAACCAACCAUACACAACUAAAUAAGGCUAUUUUACAGCUAUGCAGCAUAAAUGGUCAACACUGCUGUUCUAAAGUGAGCACCAUAUAUACACAUUUGUAUAUAAAAACAAAACACACACACACCUGGGUUAGUCAAAAGGUGCCAUUCCAAGGCUGUACAGUGUGGAAAGAAUAUUUACAAAACUUGAAAAUAAAAAGCUGCAAAGUUUAUUGCCAAUGCCCUUUAUAAACUUUCUCCUACUUUUUAAUAGAUGCUCUGUGAACUAUCCAUAUUUCUGGCCCUUUAUAAGAUCCCUGCUCAAGAAAAUUUCAAGCAAAUAUGUUCUAUGGCUUCGCCCACACAGCUGUUUCUUCUGCAGCUUUCAACUGUUGAUAUCAUACUGGUAUAGCAUGGUAGGCUGUUUUAAAAUUAAACUGCAACAGCUUAAAAACACCUAAGUUUUAAGAAGUAGAAUGUUUCAUUUAUGACUUGCUGUAUUUGGGAAGAAAAGUAUAAGCCCCAACUAGGCUAAAUAUUAAAAUAUGCUAUACAAUUUAGACUUACAAAUGCAUCUCAAACUUGUUCACUUGGAAAUAAAUUGUGCUGAAUUCAAUGGAAUUUUUUUUUUGUAAGCAUGCCUUGGGGCUGAAUCAUUACCAAGACCUAGGUUAGUGUGAACAACGUAAAUCAUAACCAAACAUAAGUUCUUUGGUGCUCUGCAGACUACAAUGUAAAUGAAAUGCAUUCUUCUUGACCAUUUUGCUAGCAUUAAGAUACUAAAGUGUGUAAACUGUCUCAGACAUCGAUGCUUGUCUGGGAUGCUGCUACAUAAUACCAUCAAUUCUUACCAACAUUGCUUUGAAGACCCAGCACACACAGCAUGAAAAAAAUAACAUUCUUGCCCUUCACAAAAUUAGGAAUCUGCAAUAUAUUUUAUUCUAGAUAAAAGUCCACUAAAAAGUUCAUCUUGUCAAAAGUAUCCUUUUGUACAGAAAAAUGCCAACUAGUUCAUUUGCUAGCAUUUCAAUAGCAAGGGAUUAAAAAAGGUAUGCUAACAGCAGUGAAGAAUGUAGAAGGAAAUACCAAUUUUUUAUUAUUUGACUUGAUUUGGAGAGAGUGCUACUGAGGGAAAUUCAACUAGGCAACUAUUUUAUACCCAGCAAACUAAAUGUGAUAAUAAAAGAAUAUCUUGAAAUCUGCACUACUGUAUUCCAUGUUGCAUUCUGAAAUAUUAGACAUCAGAUUUACAAUGUAGCCCACUAGGCUCUCUGUUAAAUUUAAAAGAUCCUUACUCUGUUCUAAAUGCAGUAAUUGUUUCUAUUUCCAUCAAUUUCAUUUAAAAUAUUUGAUUAAACACCUGAAUUGUG
Gekko japonicus is the source of this 4304-nucleotide messenger RNA. RefSeq names its product anoctamin 10 (gene ANO10). Gene Ontology annotation, molecular function: chloride channel activity. Gene Ontology annotation, cellular component: plasma membrane. The record is from RefSeq and is a predicted model, not a curated record. Lineage: Eukaryota; Metazoa; Chordata; Lepidosauria; Squamata; Gekkonidae. Bases 57 to 2012 code for a protein of 651 amino acids. Gene Ontology annotation, biological process: chloride transmembrane transport. The transcript has 14 exons.